GCACUACCCAUUUUGGCUCGUUCACACCUAAUGUAGUCACUUGCGUAUUCAACUCUUCCAACUCAUACACAUACUAAACACUAUUGCUCAAAUUUGUCCCAUUUCCUCGAACCAGCAAAUCACAAUAAUCCACAAAAGGAUCACUAUAUAUACUUCUAUAUAGCUGAAUUAGACAUGAGGAUAGAAGAAAGUACAGAAGAAGAAAAAAUGGCGAUUUUAUCAGAUAAUCAGAACUCAGAAGAUGCAACUCAAACCCCAAAAACCAGAAAGAAGGGUGGUUUAAUUACCAUGCCCUUUAUUAUUGUGAAUGAGGCAUUUGAGAAGGUAUCAAGUUAUGGAUUAUUGCCCAACAUGAUAUUUUACUUGAUGAAUGUUUAUCACUUGGAUGCUGCAAAAGGGACUAUUAUAUUGUCACUAUGGUCUGCACUUUCUAAUGCCAUGGCUAUUUUUGGAGGAUUUCUCUCAGAUUCUUACUUGGGUCGUUUUCGGGUUAUUGCUUUUGGGACUUUCUGCAGUCUUCUUGGUGUUACUCUACUUUGGUUGACUUCCAUGAUCCCAGCGUUGAAACCUUCAGCUUGUCCAAACUCUAGAGAGGGUUGUGGCUCAGCUACUCCAGCUCAAUUUCUUGUUCUGUAUGCUUCUUUCGGCCUAAUCUCCAUUGGAGCUGGUUGUGUGAGACCUUGUUCUAUAGCUUUUGGCGCGGAUCAAGUCAAUGAUAAAGAGAACCCCAAUAACGAGAGGGUUCUAGAUAGUUUCUUUAACUGGUAUUAUGCCUCAACAGGAUUGUCGACCAUCCUUGCCUUGACAGUUAUCGUGUAUAUCCAAGAACAAUUUGGCUGGUCCAUUGGAUUUGGUGUGCCCGCAAUUCUCAUGGUCCUUUCUCUUGCGGCCUUUCUAUUCGGUUCACCAUUGUAUGUUCAUGUGAAGGCUAAGGAGAACUUGUUUCUUGGUUUAUUUCAAGUCCCAAUAGCUGCAUUCAGGAAAAGGAAAACUACUCUUCCUCCUCUUGAUGCUGAAGAGCAUUUCCUUCGUGGAAACGAUUCUGAGAAAACAACCCUGACUGAAAACUUAAGGUGUUUGAACAAAGCUUGUGUAAUCGAAGAUCCUCAAAGAGACUUGAAUUCUGAUGGGACCGCGAGCACUCCUUGGAAACUCUGCACAAUAGAGCGAGUAGAGAAUCUUAAAUCAAUCUUAAGAAUCUUGCCUAUGUGGACUACGGGAAUCAUGAUGCUAGUAGCCCUAAAUGGCAGCUAUGUAACCCUUCAAGCCAAAUCUAUGAACCGCCAUCUCAUUUCAGAUUUUCAAAUCCCAGCUGGAACUUUUCUUGUUUUUUCAAUCGUGACUAUUACAUUCUGGGUAGCAUUCUAUGAUCGUGCUCUAGUACCAUUGUUAGCAAAGUUCUGUGGCAUGCCACGUGGGCUCGGACCUAGACUCCGUAUGGGAAUCGGGUUACUUCUAUCAUGCAUAGCACUCUUGGUUGCCGGAUUCGUGGAAUCAAUACGAAGGAGCAACGCACUAAAACAAGGGUUAGCAGAUAAACCUAAUGCAGUAAUGGACAUGUCUGCAUACUGGUUGAUCCCACAGCUUGUGAUACUAGGACUUGCUGAGGGUUUCAAUGCAGUUGGACAGAUAGAAUUUUAUUAUUCUCACCUUUCUAAGAGUAUGUCAAGUAUUGCAAUGGCUAUAUUCACAUUAGGAAUGGCGGUAUCAAGUCUCGUGAGUAGUCUCUUGGUUGAUAUUGUUGAUACAGCAACGAGCGCUGGCGGUAAGGUGAGCUGGUUAUCGAGGAACCUGAAUAGGGGUCAUGUGGACUACUAUUAUUGGUUGGUAUCUUUUCUGUGUCUGCUCAAUUUCUUUUAUUUUCUUGUAUGUUGUCGAAUAUAUGGUGCCGACCCAUCUGAGGGCCAGACUCACAGAAGGAAGAAGUAUGAUAGAGUAGAGGAGGAUUUAGCUUAAUUUUACAUGCCUUAGCUUUUUUGGGUUCUUAAUGUUGUAAUUUUUAUGUAUACUAUGUUAUACUUUUAUCUGUAACAUUCUUGACAUUAUAAUAUAUUGAUAGCCUACAUAUUUUUUCUAAA
Molecule: messenger RNA, 2078 nt
Organism: Beta vulgaris subsp. vulgaris (sugar beet)
Lineage: Eukaryota; Viridiplantae; Streptophyta; Magnoliopsida; Caryophyllales; Amaranthaceae
Product: protein NRT1/ PTR FAMILY 1.2
Exons: 4
Coding region: 175-1956 (593 amino acids)
Biological process (GO): transmembrane transport
Cellular component (GO): plasma membrane
Molecular function (GO): transmembrane transporter activity
Source: RefSeq, a predicted model, not a curated record